This is a messenger RNA of Loa loa (African eye worm), 387 nucleotides long. RefSeq lists its product as hypothetical. The coding region runs from base 1 to 387 and encodes 128 amino acids. NCBI's taxonomy places the organism in Eukaryota, Metazoa, Nematoda, Chromadorea, Rhabditida, Onchocercidae. The record is from RefSeq and is a predicted model, not a curated record. The transcript has 4 exons.
AUGAUUCUGAGAUCCUGUAUGCAAGAUUUCCUCAAAAGCCAGUGUGGGACCACAGUUGCCCUUUUCUUAUAUGGUAUCAUGAAAACGAAACCACUGAGGGAUUAUUCACUAGCAUUCAAGAAUCACGUUUCAAUUUCAAAUCCCACCGGAUCCAAUGAAGUGAAUGCGGAACAUGUUCACAAACUGCAAACACCUGCAAUUUUUUAUCAAUACAAUUACUGUGCAAAAAUCAGUGGCAAUGCAACAAACUCAAAUUUGGUUUGUAUGAACUGUUUUCAUGAAAAUCCAUUUGAAGAACUAUUGAAGACUAAAAUCAUUCGAGCCUUUUCUGGAACAAAAAUGAGUUUCAUUGAAUCAACUGAUUCUGGAAAUAUCCAGAUUCCUUAA